This is a messenger RNA of Zea mays, 2074 nucleotides long. Its product is annotated as glutathione reductase 1. The coding region runs from base 132 to 1784 and encodes 550 amino acids. Lineage: Eukaryota; Viridiplantae; Streptophyta; Magnoliopsida; Poales; Poaceae. Gene Ontology annotation, biological process: cell redox homeostasis; glutathione metabolic process; cellular response to oxidative stress. The record is from RefSeq and is marked validated. The transcript has 11 exons. Gene Ontology annotation, molecular function: glutathione-disulfide reductase (NADPH) activity; flavin adenine dinucleotide binding; NADP binding. Gene Ontology annotation, cellular component: mitochondrion; cytosol.
CACUACACCAGACGAACCGUCUAUCUGGCCAGGCCUCGCCACGCCUAUCCGCACCCUCCCCUCCCCUCCCCUCCCCUCCCCUACUCUCUCGGAAGCGGCGCCGCUGCCGCCGCAGCGGCGAGGAGCCAGCCAUGGCGGCGCACGCGACGCUCCCCUUCUCCUGCUCCUCCACGCUGCAGACCCUGACCCGCACCCUCUCCUCGCGCGGGGCUCACCAGCUCCGCGGGGGCUUCCUCCGCCUCCCCUCCCUCGCGGCGCUCCCGAGGCUGGCCCACCCCUGCCGCCGCCACGUCUCGGCGUCCGCUGCGGCGGCGCCCAAUGGCGCCUCCGUUGAGGGGGAGUACGACUACGACCUCUUCACCAUCGGUGCCGGGAGCGGCGGCGUCCGCGCGUCGCGCUUCGCCUCCGCGCUCUACGGCUCGCGCGUCGCCAUCUGCGAGAUGCCCUUCGCCACGAUCGCCUCGGACGAGCUCGGUGGCCUCGGCGGCACAUGCGUGCUUCGUGGAUGUGUUCCAAAGAAAUUGCUAGUGUACGCAUCCAAGUACUCUCACGAGUUUGAAGAGUCUCGUGGAUUUGGAUGGACAUAUGAGACUGAUCCGAAGCAUGAUUGGAGCACUCUCAUAGCCAAUAAAAAUACAGAGCUGCAGCGCCUGGUUGGCAUUUACAGGAAUAUUUUAAACAAUGCAGGAGUCACUCUGAUCGAAGGUCGUGGAAAGAUAGUCGAUCCUCAUACUGUCAGUGUGAAUGGUAAGCUCUACACUGCUAAGCACAUACUAGUUAGUGUUGGUGGCCGACCAUCGAUGCCAGAUAUCCCUGGUAUAGAGCAUGUUAUAGAUUCGGAUGCUGCGCUGGAUUUGCCUUCAAAACCUGAGAAAAUUGCAAUAGUGGGAGGUGGGUAUAUUGCUUUGGAGUUUGCUGGCAUUUUCAAUGGCUUAAAGAGUGAAGUCCAUGUGUUUAUUCGUCAGAAGAAAGUUUUAAGAGGAUUUGAUGAAGAGGUUAGAGAUUUUGUCGCUGAACAAAUGUCUUUAAGGGGCAUCACGUUUCAUACAGAACAGAGCCCUCAAGCUAUAACUAAAUCAAAUGAUGGUCUGUUAUCUUUGAAGACCAAUAAAGAAAAUUUUGGUGGGUUCUCACAUGUAAUGUUUGCAACAGGUCGCAGACCAAAUUCAAAGAACCUUGGACUGGAAGCGGUGGGGGUUGAAAUGGAUAAGAACGGUGCAAUAGUGGUUGAUGAGUAUUCACGUACCUCAGUUGAUUCCAUUUGGGCUGUUGGAGAUGUUACCAAUAGGGUCAACCUGACACCAGUUGCACUGAUGGAGGGUGGGGCAUUUGCGAAAACUGUCUUUGGCAAUGAACCUACCAAACCAGAUUACAGAGCUAUACCUUCUGCUGUGUUCUCCCAACCACCAAUAGGACAAGUUGGUCUUACUGAGGAGCAGGCAAUUGAAGAGUAUGGAGAUGUUGAUGUCUUCGUUGCCAACUUCAGGCCCCUCAAGGCCACUCUGUCUGGACUACCUGAUCGUGUAUUGAUGAAGAUUCUUGUGUGCGCUACGUCAAACAAAGUUGUAGGAGUGCACAUGUGUGGUGAUGAUGCACCUGAGAUAAUUCAGGGAAUUGCAAUUGCUGUUAAAGCUGGAUUGACGAAGCAAGAUUUUGAUGCCACCAUUGGCAUUCACCCCACAUCCGCUGAGGAAUUCGUCACAAUGAGGAGCCCGACUAGAAAAAUUCGAAAAAGUUCUACAGAUCAGGUAGAAUCUAAAGAUGAGGUUGUAAGUAAGCAGUAGAUAGCAUUUUUUCCUAGGAGGUGUUCUCGGGGGAGGGAGUAUUCCUGCUGCAGGACGACAGCUGGACGGAAUUUUGGAAUACACCGGCAGAGUAGCUGAAAUAACGGCUAGGAAUUUCUGAGAAAUUUCAUGUUAGGGAACCAACGAUGCUGUUUAAUAGAAUUGGCUGUACAUACCUGUCCGCCGAGCUAUUUUCCUGUGUCUUGUACGUUGAAAUAAAAUACUGCAAAUGUUUGCCUUACGGUCAUGAAAUUUUGCAAUAACCAAUAAGUAAUCAAUGCGCCUUCCUA